CAUUCUUAACAAUCGAUCAUCUUAUAUUUACAUUUUAAAUACUAUUUCAUGCCUGCGCAUUCUCAGCAUCAGAAUUCCUCUCCGCGCGUUUUUUCUUGAAGUCAAUCAUUACUAUCCGUUUAUUAUCAUCGCCAGCCAAUCCACUAAAGCUCGACCCUUGCCUCUUCCCAUAAGUCAACAUGGUUUCCAAGGACGUCAUGCUGUCUUUGGCUCUCGCCUUGGGGCUUACAAGUCUGAGUGAUGGAGCGCCCGUUGAUGCAAACAGUGCUAUGAGCACCGGAAGAUCGUCUUAUGGAAAGAGAGUCGAAGAUCAAGCCACGACUAUGAUGUACGACUUCGAAGACAUUGAGGCCUCGCGGGAGCUCGAGUGGACACCAUGCUUUGAAUCAUUCCGAUGUGCAAAGCUGACGGUACCGCUACAAUAUGACGAUCCUGCGCAAGGCGACAUGGAUAUCGCGUAUAUUAGAUACGACUCGGUGAAUGGCACUGGUCAAGAUAUCAUGUACAAUCCAGGUGGCCCAGGCUCAUCGGGUGUGUCUGGUUUGAUCGGGUCCUUGAAAGAUUUCAUCAAGACUUUUGGCAGUGAAUACAACUUCGUCAGCUUCGAUCCCCGGGGUGUUAACAACAGUGGUACGAUUCUAUCUUGUGAGAGUGGAUAUCCGCAGUUUAGCUCGCCGGCGCCGAUAAAUGUACUAUGGGCACAAACGAAAGUGAGUGGAGAGAACUGCACGAGGAACAACGUCAAUACCACUGCCAGAUUCGAUGGAACCGUUGCAAACGUGCAAGAUAUGAUUCACUUCACGGAGCUCCAAGCAAAGGCAAAUGGGAGAGAUCCAGCCAAGGAAAAGAUCUGGUACUAUGGCGUUUCUUACGGUACGCUCAUGGGGCAGACGCUCGCAGCACUCUAUCCAGAUCGCCUGGGCCGCAUCAUUCUAGAUUCGAAUGUGGAUGGUGUCUUCCAAUACGAAGGUUAUGACCCAACCCAGUUCGAGGGGCUGGAAAUCGAGAUCAAAAACUAUUUCUUCAAAUGGUGUUCUGAGGCUGGUGCAGACUUCUGCCCCUUGGCUGCCAACACGACAGAUGCUUCUGGUGUCCAGCAACGCUAUGAUACUGUGCUUAAGAAGCUAGAUGAGGAACCGUACAUCCUGCCCGACAGUAAUCGCAUCAUCACGCGCGAAAGCAUGGAAGACUCGAACUUCAAUUCUUGGUAUUCACCGCCGUCGGGUUUUUACGGCAUUGCAAAGCGAAUUGCAGAAGCUUACUCCGAUACCCUGACCGAAGCAGAUUUCCCCACGGAAGACGGGGAGUCGUUGGGCGACGCAACGCAGAUGGUCAAUUGCAUUGAUGCAGCUGGUCGCUUUCCCUUCAAGUCAGCGAAAGAAUACGAGCAAGCCGUAAAUGCUGUACGCAACUCGUCGAGCGAGUACUGGUGGAAAUCAUUUGCGUCAACUGACGCAUUGUCUUGCAACGGCUUCAACAUCCUACCACCGAAGUCGCAGCUCUUCCCGGGAUUCAAGGAGACAAAGACGAGCAUUCCCAUUCUGUUUAUCAACGAUUUGGGCGACCCAGUUACACCUUUGGUGUCGGCCUUUAGAAUGUCUGCAUUCUUUCCAGGAUCUAGGGUCCUUACUGUGGACGCACCCGGUCAUAGUUUCUUGGCCACUGGAAGUCAGUGCGUUGAUCAGCAUGCCAGGGCUUAUCUGAAAGAUGGGACCAUGCCUCCAGAGGAUGCCAUCUGCAAUAUUGAUGUGACGCCCACCGAAGUUUUCGCGCGUGGGAAGGAUGCCUUCGAGACGAUAUCAUCCCCGCCGGAUGAGAGUUGA
This is a messenger RNA of Periconia digitata, 1823 nucleotides long. Lineage: Eukaryota; Fungi; Ascomycota; Dothideomycetes; Pleosporales; Periconiaceae. The record is from the annotation of a GenBank genome assembly.